GCGUUGGAAGGCGGCGGGGCCCGUCCGCGCGCGCGCGUGGCGGGGCGGCGGCGACGUUGAGGCCCUCACCGGAGAGACCCUCGCUGACGCCGGCGCCUUCCUCUUCUCCAUCGCCUCCCCUGCCGCCCUUCGGCACAGUUAGCCGUCGCGUCCUCCGCUGCGCCUCGCCAGUGGGCGCGCACACACCCAAAAUGGCGAGCAAGGAAGUGCUGGAGGACACGGUGGAGGAGCGCGUCAUCAGCGAGGAGUACAAGAUCUGGAAGAAAAACACCCCGUUCUUGUACGACCUGGUGAUGACACACGCUCUGGAAUGGCCCAGCCUCACCGUGCAGUGGUUACCUGAUGUGACCAGGCCAGAAGGAAAGGAUUAUGCUCUUCACUGGCUGGUUUUGGGAACACACACAUCUGAUGAACAGAACCACCUGGUUGUUGCAAGAGUCCAGAUUCCCAAUGACGAUCAGUUUGAUACUUCCCAGUAUGACAGUGAGAAAGGAGAGUUUGGUGGCUUUGGAUCCGUGACUGGCAAAAUUGAAAUAGAGAUUAAAAUUAACCACGAAGGUGAAGUCAACCGUGCUCGUUACAUGCCGCAGAAUCCCUGCAUCAUUGCUACAAAAACCCCCUCUGCCGAUGUGUUGGUAUUUGACUACACAAAACAUCCUUCAAAACCAGACCCAAGCGGAGAGUGUAAUCCUGACCUUAGAUUAAGAGGGCACCAGAAAGAAGGCUAUGGCUUAUCAUGGAACUCAAAUCUGAGUGGACAUCUUCUCAGUGCGUCAGAUGAUCAUACCGUGUGUUUAUGGGAUGUAAGUGCUGGACCAAAAGAAGGCAAAAUUGUUGAUGCAAAAGCAAUUUUCACUGGACACUCUGCAGUAGUAGAAGAUGUGGCGUGGCAUCUGCUCCACGAGUCUCUGUUUGGAUCUGUGGCUGAUGAUCAGAAGCUUAUGAUCUGGGACACAAGAUCCAAUACUACAUCCAAGCCAAGUCAUUCUGUAGAUGCCCAUACAGCAGAGGUCAACUGCCUGUCCUUCAACCCUUACAGUGAGUUCAUUCUAGCAACUGGCUCUGCUGACAAGACAGUGGCUCUGUGGGACCUUCGAAAUUUAAAACUGAAACUCCAUUCCUUCGAGUCUCAUAAAGAUGAAAUUUUUCAAGUUCACUGGUCUCCUCAUAAUGAAACUAUUCUCGCCUCAAGUGGUACUGAUCGUCGGCUUAAUGUGUGGGAUCUGAGUAAAAUUGGAGAAGAGCAGUCUGCAGAGGAUGCAGAAGAUGGGCCUCCUGAACUGCUGUUCAUCCAUGGAGGACACACUGCUAAAAUUUCAGACUUCAGCUGGAAUCCUAAUGAGCCUUGGGUGAUCUGCUCCGUGUCAGAGGACAAUAUCAUGCAGAUCUGGCAAAUGGCAGAAAACAUUUACAAUGAUGAAGAACCAGAUAUAGCAGCAGCCGAACUGGAGGGCCAAGGAACAUAAGUUUUCUUCCUUAAGGAAAUACUGGAUGUGACAUAGUAAUAUAAUUUGACUAUUGUAUACAUUUUUCUAAAAAAGAAGUCUCUAAAAAAACCAAAACCAAAUAAACCUCAAAACCAAGCACUGGGCAGAAGCAUUGCAUCAAAACAAGAAUAUUCUUAAUCGGGCACAAAAGGCUUGUGUUGGGCACUGUGGGCUAUCGUUUACUGUACAGCAAUUGUGACUUAGUACCUCUGUCUAUAUUUUUAAACAAGCUUAGUGGGUUCCUGUAAAUAAAACAAAGGUCAAAUCCUCACUCCUUCCCACACAGAAACUCUGUGCAAAAAAAAACCCAAACCUGUUUUUAUUAAUAUGUAAAAAGAACUUUUCACUUUUACACAACACUUUUGGAUUGGCUUUGCAUAAAUAAAAAGUAUUAAAUAAAA
Messenger RNA from Colius striatus (speckled mousebird), 1888 nucleotides. RefSeq names its product RB binding protein 7, chromatin remodeling factor (gene RBBP7). Gene Ontology annotation, molecular function: histone binding. Lineage: Eukaryota; Metazoa; Chordata; Aves; Coliiformes; Coliidae. The record is from RefSeq and is a predicted model, not a curated record. The coding region runs from base 192 to 1466 and encodes 424 amino acids. The transcript is spliced from 12 exons. Gene Ontology annotation, cellular component: NuRD complex; nucleus; ESC/E(Z) complex. Gene Ontology annotation, biological process: regulation of gene expression.